CCCAGUUGCAGGCAAUGCCUUGAAUGCUGCAUCACACAUUUUCAACUUUCGUGCAGCGCACACUUACAAACAAAUUGAAGUCCGUCUCGAAUUAUUCGCAUUGUUGCUAAAUCAUGCAUUGUUAGAGCGCGUUAACAAGCACUCAGAGCAUAUUUUCUUUCUUUUAUUGAACCAGCGCAGUAAAUUAGAAUGCCUCGUCAGCUAUGUUCUCUCAACUUGAAUUGGACUAGCCUUGGCUUCCCCUAUAAAUAGCACCACUUCCUACUGUAAAACCCCAGCAGUGUUUGUAAUUAUCAUUAUUGUCCAUUUUAAUUGUUAACGUUAUAACCAUGGCAGAUCAGCACUCUAAAGCCCAGGAAGUUGAGGCAUCCCCAAAGGUGGCCGGAGAAUCAGUGUAUUGCACUGGGAUAUUCUUAGAAAAGAAAGAAGACAAGAAACCUCAAGAGGAUGUGACCGCGACCGAUGCCGAACCAAUGGAAGAGGAAGAGAAGCCCAAUCUCUUGGAAGAGCUCCGCCAGUCUGAAAGCAAGUCCGGCUCGUCUAGCGAUGAAGACGAUGGAGGAGAGAAGAAAAAGAACAAGAUGAAAGGGUUGAAGGAAAAAAUAUCAGGCCAAAGAGAAGAGGAAGAUACCAAGCACGACGAAACAUUCAUUCCAGCUGACAAUGGCAAUGAAAAAGCAAAUGCAGAAGCAACAUGCCCAGAGGAGAAGAAAGGGUUAAUUGAGAAAAUCAAAGAAAAACUUCCAGGACAAUACAAGAAGCCGGAAUACGGUGCUUCCGAAGGGUGUGCAGCAAAUGAGCAGCAUUCCCCUGAAGGUGAACCAAAGGAGAAGAAAGGAAUCUUGGAGAAAAUUAAGGAGAAGCUGCCUGGAUGCCAGAAGAAUGAAGAGAAGAAGGAUGAAUAAAAUGGAACAAGGAAUUUUCUCGAGCACAUUUCUUCAUGCGCAUGAGUCUUGAUUUGAUGAUUUCUGGCUUUUUAGAUGUAGUUUCUUUUUUCCCACUCUGUAGACGUUGUAUGUUACUGUGUUUUGCUUAAUGACUCAUGAAGGCUGGGCCAAAAUUUUCAUCUGGUUAACCUUCAACUGAAAAUUUGAAAUGGUGAAGGGAACUCCUUGUUUA
Carya illinoinensis is the source of this 1119-nucleotide messenger RNA. Its product is annotated as dehydrin ERD14-like. The record is from RefSeq and is a predicted model, not a curated record. The coding region runs from base 330 to 905 and encodes 191 amino acids. The transcript has 2 exons. Gene Ontology annotation, cellular component: membrane. Gene Ontology annotation, biological process: response to water. Lineage: Eukaryota; Viridiplantae; Streptophyta; Magnoliopsida; Fagales; Juglandaceae.